Messenger RNA from Syngnathus acus (greater pipefish), 1907 nucleotides. RefSeq names its product serum amyloid A-like 1 (gene saal1). The record is from RefSeq and is a predicted model, not a curated record. NCBI's taxonomy places the organism in Eukaryota, Metazoa, Chordata, Actinopteri, Syngnathiformes, Syngnathidae. Bases 145 to 1545 code for a protein of 466 amino acids. The transcript has 13 exons.
UCACGAAGAAGACAGCGAUGUCCCGACAAUGCGCAUGCGCUAGCUGUUCAACUUGUAUGGUGGUAAUAAUUUGAAAAAGAUUUUACUUUCCAAUGCUACACGCAAUCGCCACCGAUUAUUAUGUCUACUAAAUAAACGGCAACAAUGGAUCACAGCAUUGAUGAUGCUGAAGACGUAGUAAGAGAGACAAGCUCACCACUGAAAGAUCUCUCCCCACAAAUGGAACGGAAUCCAUCACCUCCUCCAAGUACAGCCGAUGGAGAUGAGGCUGAAGAGACAGAUGCAAUUGGAGACACAGUAUACAGCAAGCACUGGCUUUUCAGCACACUGUCUCAUCUCAUCCAGAUGGUCACAAAAUUUUCAGAGGAGUCAGAUGGCCAGAUGCAACUCACUGAUGAUGAGGAAGAUGAUCUAUGUCGAGUUUGGGACAUGGCAAUGGAUAAGGAUGUGGCUGGUUUCCUGCAAGAGUUCAAAGCUACAGACAUCCUUCUUGGAGUGAUUGCCAAGUCUACUAAUCCACGUCUGACAGAAAUUUGUGUAGGAAUACUUGGAAACAUUGCUUGCUUUCCAGACACUUGUUUGACUCUUAGCCAAAAUGAAGAUUUGGGGGCGGUGCUGUUGCUUCUGUUUGGAGAUACCGAUCCACCAACCCUUCUAGAGACAAGCAGAUUGAUUCUGACCUGCCUUUCCCAAAAAGAUGUCACGUCCCUCUGGCUUCAGCGAAUACGACAGCAGAUGUCUGUGCGCGCCAACCUCCUUUUCAUCAUGUCCAGUUCAACCAACACGGACCUUCUUGAGAAAGUAGGCGAGCUCGUUGACAAGUUGUUUGACCUUGAUGAGGAGCUGAUGAAAAGUUGGAUCACAGCUCAGCCUGGUGAGCAGAGCGAUGAUGGGGAUAGCUGUCUGGAUUUAGCCUCAUGCCUUCUCGAGGCUGCCAAGCAGCUUAGAUCAGAGAGUCCAAACGGCUUGGAGGUUUACCUUCAUAUCAUGCAGCUCUUAACUACUGUAAACGAGGGCAUUCAAAUGUUUGCUUCCAGUGAAGGACCAGGAAAAGCGAUAUGGAAUUUUGUGUGUGAGGUUGUCUGCGAUGACCUCUGCCAGCCAAAUGAUCUUGCAGUUGUUCUGCAGGAGCAGAAAGGCGCUUUGAUGCAGGCCUUUUCUGUUUUACAAGCACUCUAUGGGUUCCAGGGACAGUCGGGCAGCAAAGAUGACACAAGUCUGUCUCUUGUUGGAGCCAUUUUGAGGGUGAUGCAGUGCCAGAGUGACCACAAAGAAGAUUCUACGAGUAAGGAAGAUGCUCAAGAUGAGCAGCUCCUAACUUUAUCAGAAAUCACAAGUGAAUUUCUGUCAGACAUAUGUAGUCGGACCUCCAAGGACACGGUAACAGCCUUAGUAAAGCGAGGUUACCUGACAGAGAAGAACUAUAUAACGGCUUUUGGAAGUUUACUUCCCAACUAUCAGACAUCAUUUCAACACCUGCUGCUCAUGUUGUCCCAAGCGGAUCCUGAGUUAGCUGACAAGGUGAGGAAGCAGUUUCCUGUCUGAUGGCCGCCGCAGGUCAGUGUUCAGCCCUCACUCGGACAAUUCCGCUUGCUUUUUCCGGAAGCCUUCUUCCCCCUCCAGACCUGCCCCAGUCCCAAUAUUUGACUUUCCACUGGAGAGUCAUUCAUCCAACUUAGUCAGUCCAUUAUUAUUGACAAACUGACUUUUUUUAUUCUUAGUAUUUCCCUCCACUUGCAUUGCAUUGUUCUCUGAAUAUAACUUUUUUUUUUUGUAUUUUUUGAUUGUUUUUUUUUUAAUCAUUAAAGAUACUCCUUUUUGUGUAAAGGUUGUUCUGAAUGUUUUACAUGAGGCCAUAUGAUAAAAAAAAAAAUAAAAAAAAACACUAAAAAGCCCUUUGAACCAAA